AUUUUAAGUUGAUCACACUGUUGAAGAACAUGCGGUGUGAUCCUAACCUGACAUAUAUUUGACUACAUAGAAUUUGUUCGUAACAUAUUUGUUGCAUAUUGUUUGUUGAUAAUUUUUGAGUAAUACGUUUGCUGUAACACAUCUCUGGCACAAUGGGUAAAACACAUACCACUACUAAAGCCCCUCGGAAGCAGGGCUUUAAGCGCUCGGGACACAGUAUGAAUCCUGAGCGUCCUACGGAGGGACUGAAGGGAGUCGCCAAGGUGCGGACGAAAGCGACGAUCAAAAGGUUGCAGAUGUACCGCAAUCAGAGGCCGAAGCGCGAUCGUACCGGGAAGAUUAUUAGCCCCGCGCCGUUUCAAGGCUGGAAUACUUCUGGGACCAUGUCGCGCGUGGAGCCGUCGCAAAGGUGGUUCGGUAACUCAAGAGUCAUCUCGCAGAACGCUCUGCAAAAGUUCCAGAAUGAAUUGGGAACCGCGAUGAAGGAUCCCUACAAGGUCGUCAUGAAACCCACUCAGCUGCCCGUCACUUUACUUCAGCAGAAGGCGGCCAACGCAAGAGUACACCUGUUGGAUACCGAGAGCUUCGAGAGCGUUUUUGGCCCGAAGAAGGUCAGGAAGCGGCCGAAUUUGUCAGCGACGUCGUACGACGAUUUGAAGAAGUCGGCUGAGAACAAGGAGGACGAUUACAACAAGGAGAAAGACACCAAGGACCUCGACCUCGUUCGCGAGGACACUGGUGUGAGGGACGCGCAGAGAGACUGGGUCAUGGCGGCGGGACAGAGCAGGAGGAUCUGGAACGAGCUGUACAAGGUCAUUGACUCCUCCGACGUCAUUUUACAGAUACUGGACGCGAGGGACCCGCUGGGGACCAGGUCUCCGCCCGUGGAGAAGUACUUGAAAACCGAGAAGCCAUACAAGCACCUGAUGUUCAUCCUGAACAAGGUGGAUCUGGUGCCGACGUGGGUCACGCAACGGUGGGUGGCGAUUCUGAGCAAGGAGUACCCGACGGUCGCCUUCCACGCCUCCCUCACGCAUCCCUUCGGCAAGGGCUCCCUGAUCAAUCUGCUGAGGCAGUUCGCGAAAUUGCACGUCGACAAGAAGCAGAUCAGCGUCGGCUUCAUAGGGUAUCCCAACACGGGAAAGAGCUCCAUCAUAAACACCUUGCGCUCCAAGAAGGUCUGCAAGGUGGCGCCUAUUGCCGGGGAGACGAAAGUCUGGCAGUACAUAACUCUCAUGCGCCGCAUCUACCUGAUAGAUUGCCCGGGUGUGGUUUAUCCGUCGUCGGAGACCGACACGGAGAAGGUGUUGAAGGGCGUCGUGCGAGUGGAGCUCGUGCAGAGCCCGGAAGAUUACGUCGCCUCGGUCCUGGAGAGAGUGAAGCCCGAGUACAUUCGCAAGACUUACAAGAUAAACGUGUGGAUAGAUCACGUCGAUUUCUUGGAAAAGCUGGCGCGCCGGAGCGGCAAGCUUCUGAAGAAGGGAGAGCCCGACGUGGCGAUCGCCGCGCGUAUGGUGCUCAACGAUUGGCAGCGCGGCAAACUGCCCUUUUACGUGACACCUGUGGGCUACGAGGAGCCGCUGUCGAGUCAAAUGGAUGCUACGAACGAAACGGUUGCCGCGCAAGAUAGUACCUCAGAAAUAGCCAGUACUAAAGAGACUCGAGAAACUGAUAAUGCACUUGCAAAGGAGAUGAUAAAGACUCAGCCAACAGUGGUCCAAGAUUUUAGAAAAAUACGCGUUGGACUGCCUUAUUCCGGCGAGGAUGUUAAAGAUCUGGAGCAGGACGAGUCCCUCGACGACAGUCUCGCGGAGGACGACGGCAGUGCGGAGAGCGAGUCGGGAUCGGAGAACUUGGAGUCGGAAGAUGAUUCUGGCGAUUUGUCAAAGGCAGGCAAUUUGGAUGGCCAGGGCGAUAAAGAACGUUCCUCAAACGAUAACGUUAUCGAAAACGAUGACAAAGCAAAUAAAGAGUCAGAUACGAAGGAAAGCAACGAGUGUUCAGAUUCGGAAGAUCCUUUGUCUAUUGAACAAGAUAAUCUGAGGCAGAGCGCGUUUGAUGUCGUAGAUGAAUACGAUUCCAGCGAUGCCGAAAUGUUGGCUUCUAAAACUGUCUCGAGUGGCGAUGUACAAAGUGUCUUGUCGACGUCGCGCCAACAAAUAAAGGACAAAUUGACGAGCAAACAGCGAAGAGCGAUAGAACGUGCCAGCAAAAGGAAAAAGAUCGGAAGCAAUUUCUACGAAGUCACGAAUGUAAAGAACAGAAAUAAAAACAGGAAAGUCCCAAGAGUCAAGAGGAAAUAAGUGCUAGAAUAAAUUACAUUUACUUUACCCAGAUAUUUGUACAACACCAGGAAAACGAAGCGUAAAAUAUGUAUAUAUACGUAUAUUUUAUAUUUAUCACAUUGCAAAUUGUACGUUCAUUUCCUCCGCAACUGGCCUGUCCUUCUGUCGUUUUACAAUACGUAGAAGAUAAAAUAAAACAAUAUACAAC
This is a messenger RNA of Vollenhovia emeryi, 2493 nucleotides long. Its product is annotated as nucleolar GTP-binding protein 2-like. Gene Ontology annotation, molecular function: GTP binding. The transcript has 2 exons. The record is from RefSeq and is a predicted model, not a curated record. The coding region runs from base 153 to 2303 and encodes 716 amino acids. Gene Ontology annotation, cellular component: nucleolus. Lineage: Eukaryota; Metazoa; Arthropoda; Insecta; Hymenoptera; Formicidae.